AUGGAUUACUUAACAAAAUUGAACCCCGAGGACCCUUCGAGUGCCACCAAAUCCACUCUCGGACUUUCGUACGAGUACCCCAUUAAGUACUACGACUUCCAUGUCUACUAUUUUGCCCACAAUAAAAAAUCAUUGUCAGAAUCGAACUUUUUGCGGGACAAAUUUCUAGCUGAGUUUACAAAAGAGGGCAAAGACGGAUCUGUUAUCGUCAAAAAGUUGCCCAACGACCAGAUCAUAGGGCCUCAUCCAACGCAGUUUUGGGAGGUUGACGUGUGCCGUCCCGAAAUAUUCAUCAGGGUUCUUAGUUGGUUUCAAUUGAACCACGGCAGCUUGAGUGUAUUAAUUCAUCCACAAUCUGGGGACGACCUCUUGGACCACACCAACAGGGCCCUUUGGUUGGGUGAUAAGUUGCCGCUUUUCACCGAUGUAUUUGAUCCAUUUCCACUGGGAAUUGCUGAGUAUGGAGUGAAGGGUGGCCGGCGUCUUACUCCAGAAGAGUUUGAAAGUUGA
Yamadazyma tenuis ATCC 10573 is the source of this 510-nucleotide messenger RNA. RefSeq lists its product as uncharacterized. The record is from RefSeq and is a predicted model, not a curated record. Lineage: Eukaryota; Fungi; Ascomycota; Pichiomycetes; Serinales; Debaryomycetaceae.